This is a messenger RNA of Prorocentrum cordatum, 363 nucleotides long. Lineage: Eukaryota; Dinophyceae; Prorocentrales; Prorocentraceae. The record is from the annotation of a GenBank genome assembly.
AUGGACCACCGCCACGGACUGCCCAGGCGCCCACGCGCACCUCCUCCGAGCAUCUGCAGGGAGGACGUGUGGGCCGCUGCCCUGUGGGGCUCCAUGGUCUACGUCUCGUCGGCGUGGCUCGUGAGCAAGUGCCUGACGCCCGUGGCGGUCCGCCAGGACCUCGCGUCAUGGGAGUCCUUCCGGCGCCGGCACCGCUGGCGCAUCUUCGGAUUCGGCCUGGGGCCCGCGCUCGUGCUGCAGGCGCGGCCGGUGCUCGGCCUGGCGCUGCUGGGGUGGCUGCACCUGGCCGCCGCGGGGCUGAUGGCGGACCUGCACGCGGCAGACGGGCGGGCCGCGCCGUGCAAGCUGGGGCCGCCGGCGUGA